AUGGUUGACGCAGCACAAUGCAUACCAAAAGCUGGUGGCAGUGGUAUUGCAUCAAAUGUAAUCGAUGUCAAUGUAUUUGAUUGGGAGAAUGUGCAUCAAUCGCACACAGGCACACCCAUCAUCGAUGGUUAUGUCACCUUGGACGUUGGCAAUGAAGGACUGACCAUUUUUCUACAGUUGUCCUCACCUUCAAAAGUUCGUGUAUCGCAAAUGAAUGAAGAGGUCAAAAAGUUGGAUUUUGCUAUUGGGCGACAUAGGAAAUGGGAACCUGAGCGACAGUGGAUCCUUUUGUGGAUCACGAAUCGAGAAGUAGAUAUUGAUAGUACAGCUGAUGAGCGGUUGUUGUGGGUGGACAAGGGCAGCCUCACUGGGCACUGCCCUUUGAUCGGGAACCGUGGGCUUGUUGGAUGGUAA
Cylindrotheca closterium is the source of this 414-nucleotide messenger RNA. Lineage: Eukaryota; Bacillariophyta; Bacillariophyceae; Bacillariales; Bacillariaceae. The record is from the annotation of a GenBank genome assembly.